UGUGGGAUACUUUGCCCAUGCGCAGCUCAAAACGGUGGAGUUUGAACUUUAAACUUCAUCCCUUCCGCUUUUACUUUCUCCUUGAGCUCAAAAAUUUCAAGAAUCAUUUUCCGAAGAAACCUUCAAGCUGGUCCAAGAAUAAUUUUCUGCUCAGGGCUUGACUAUGCUGUGCGAAGUGGAAUGUGUUUUUAAGGUGCUCUUUCCUGUCAACAGCCUAAAUAAAAGUGGGCUUGUUGCAAAAAGCCAGAUUGCAGCACGCCUUUUGUAUCAACUGUCAAAUAUCAGGGUCACAGAAGAAUGUGGUUACUUUCUUGCAGUGACUGAACUGAGGAGCAUAGGCAGAGGAGUUCCAGAUGAAUCUUCAACAUAUGUUCUCUUUCCAGUGACCUUUUGUUGCCGCACCUUCUUACCCAAGAGAGGUGAAGUAAUGAUUGGCACUGUUUAUUAUAUACAUGAACGUGGAGUCUUUCUCAAAUGUGGACCUAUGAAUUUUAUUUACCUCUCGCGUCUAAAGAUGCCAAACUAUAAUUUCAUUGAUGGGGUUAAUCCAUUCUUCUUGAGCAAUGACCUUUCCCGAAUUGAGAAGGAUUGCGUCAUCCGUUUUAUGGUUUUUGCUGUUCGAUGGAAUAAUCGGGACAGGGCUAGGCAUUUCCAUAUUCUUGCUACAAUUGAUGAUGCUUCUCUUGGACCAGUUCAAUUGGCAGGAUCUGAAGGAUUGGAUUUGUAAAAUCCCUGAAAACAUAACUUUCUCACGUAUGUCUUUAUUGUCAUUGCAGGUUACUGUUGAUGAAUGUAUUUUCUUGUAGUUUAGUGAAGGCUUUAGAAAUGCUGUGAUUGUUGAUGCUUUGCUCAACUUGUACUUAGGAAGAGCUUAGUUCAUGACAAGUGGAAAAGCUUUAUACUUGUUGUAUAUGUGUAAUGAAGAUGAAUUUGAAAUUCAAAAGUUUUGAACAUUAAUAAUGUUUUCCCUUUAA
Messenger RNA from Coffea eugenioides, 974 nucleotides. Its product is annotated as DNA-directed RNA polymerase V subunit 7-like. Gene Ontology annotation, molecular function: single-stranded RNA binding; single-stranded DNA binding. NCBI's taxonomy places the organism in Eukaryota, Viridiplantae, Streptophyta, Magnoliopsida, Gentianales, Rubiaceae. The record is from RefSeq and is a predicted model, not a curated record. Gene Ontology annotation, biological process: DNA-templated transcription initiation. The coding region runs from base 164 to 727 and encodes 187 amino acids. The transcript is spliced from 2 exons.